Sturnus vulgaris (Common starling) is the source of this 1757-nucleotide messenger RNA. The record is from RefSeq and is a predicted model, not a curated record. Lineage: Eukaryota; Metazoa; Chordata; Aves; Passeriformes; Sturnidae.
CGGUUCAUUCUCUUGGGAGACCCAUGGCAGAAUCUGUUUAAAUGCUUUCUGAGAGACCCCGGACCCCCAGGCACACCUUGGGCUGCUGCAGGAGCUCAGCAUUCCUCGGGGAGCCCCCCUGACAGCACACCAGGACACCUGGGAGGGACAACUGGACCGUGAAUCCAUCCCCUACUCCAGGAGGCUUCAGAGCAUCACCGCACCCAGAACAUCCCACCAUGAAUGGGUACUUGAAGGAAUCCAAUUUCCUGAUGGUGGAGGAAGGCUUCACCACCAGAGACCUCCUGGAGAACCUCCUGGGGGAGCUGUGCCAAGAGAGCGAGCAGCAGGCAUUCUUCGUGGCAGACCUUGGGGACAUUGUGAAGAAACACCUGCGUUUCCUGAAGGCCUUGCCCCGAGUGAAACCCUAUUUCCCAGUGAAAUGCAACGGCAGUGAAGGGGUGAUUCGGCUGCUGGCAGAGCUGGGGGCAGGAUUUGCCUGUGCCAACAAGGCAGAGAUCAGCAGGGUUCAAGGCAUUGGGGUCCCAGCUGACAGGAUCUUCUACAGCAGCCCCUGCAAGCAGGUCGCCCACAUCAGGUACGCGGCCACCCACGGCGUGAGGCUGAUGGCCUUUGACAACGAGGUGGAGCUGAGCAAGGUGGCCAGGAGCCACCCCCGUGCCAGGCUGUUGUUGGGGAUCACUGCUGACUCCAUCCCUUCUGCCCACCCGAGCAUGGCUUUUGGGACCACGCUGAAAUCCUGCCGGCACCUGCUGGAGACAGCCAAGGAACAGGCUGUGGAGGUUGUUGGCAUCAGCUUCCACCUCGGGAGCCGUGGGCUGGAGCCCCAGGCCUUGGCCCAGGCUGUGGCUGCAGCACAGCUGGUGUUUGACAUGGGCACGGAGCUGGGACACCACAUGCACCUCCUGGACAUUGGAGGGGGAUUCCCUGGCACCGAGGACACCAGAGCCCCUCUGGAAGAGAUCGCUGCUGGGAUAAACUCUGCCUUGGAUUUGUACUUCCCUGAGGGCAGUGGGGUGGACAUUAUAGCCAGGCCUGGGCGUUAUUAUGUCACCUCUGCCUUCACCUUGGCUGUCAGCAUCACUGCCUUGGAGGAGAUCCCCACGGAGCAGCCUGGCUCUGACGAGGAAGAGUGUGGCAGCAAGAAGAGCCUGGUGUAUCACCUCAGUGAUGGCAUCUACGGUGCCUUCAGCUGCCUCCUGUUCGACAGCCCCUGCCCCAGGCCCAGGCUGCACAAGAGACCCUGCCCGGAGCACCCCUGGCACAGCAGCAGCCUCCGGGGCCCGGCGGGAGGGGGCGAGGAUCGCAUCGCUGAGGGGCUGGAGCUGCCCCUGCUGCACGUGGGGGACUGGCUGCUUUUUGGGAACAUGGGAGCCUACAGCAUGCCCACAUCACCCCUGCUCACAGCCGGUCCCAAACCACACGUCACCUACGCCAUGUCCCGCAUGGCCUGGAAAGCCAUCCAGCUCUUCCAGGGAAAGCCACUCCAGACAGAAGACGACCGUGAGAGCCUCUGCACCCCUCUGUCCUGCGGCUGGGAGAUGGCAGAGACACUUUGUGUCACCCCUGUCUUCGCUCCAGCUGGCAUCAUCUGAGCAGUGCUGGCACUGUGAGAGAAGGAGCCACGGUGGGAAAGGUCCUGUGGUGGUACUGGCAGGGGAAAUGUCCCAUAAUGGUAUCAGGGUGGGAAAAAUCCUAUGGCAGCAGCAGGGGAAAAGGUCCCACAGUGGUACUGGAGGGAUAAAAAUCCUACAGUG